GCGACCAAGGGGGCGGGGCUUCUGCCACCUAUGGUGGAGGAAAAAGAAAACGAGUCCGGAGCAGAAAGCGAAGCGGGAAACAAACAUCCAGCAUGUCGCCGGUGGACGAGGUGAAUCGUCCCGGUCGACCAUGAGGAGAGUCACGGUGUUCGUCCGCGGAGGCUCCGGCGGCGGGAAGGUGGUGUCGGUGUGCGGCUCCAUGGAGCAGCUGCUGACCGCGGCCGGCGACAAGCUGCGCGUCAGAGCCUCCGGUGUCUACAACGGGAACGGCGGCCUGAUAGAUGACGUCACGCUGAUCAGAGACGAUGACGUGCUGUACGUGUCAGAGGAGGAGUCGCGUGACGGUAAGAGGAAGUACUCACGUCCUGUACCAACAGGGUACAAGUACUGCGUUACAGCCCCUCAGGACGACCUCAGAGCUCCUGACCCUCAGACUCACACCGAUUGGCUGACGCUGAACGUGGGCGGACGCUGCUUCACCACCACCAGGAGCACGCUGGUCAGUAAAGAGCCUGAGAGCAUGUUGGCUCACAUGUUCAGAGAGAAAGCAGACGUGUGGGGGAACAAGCGCGACGCUCAGGGGGCGUUCCUGAUCGACCGCAGCCCCGACUACUUUGAACCCAUCCUGAAUUACCUGAGACACGGACAGCUGAUCAUCAACGAGGGCAUCAACCCUCUGGGCGUCCUGGAAGAGGCUCGCUUCUUUGGGAUCGAGCAGCUCGCCGAGCGGCUGGAGACGCUCAUCAAGUCAUCUCAGCCGCCUGACGACCACUCACCUCUGACCCGUAAGGAGUUCAUCAGGUUCCUGUUGGCCACGACAACCAAGUCUGAGCUGCGCUGUCAAGGUCUGAACUUCAACAGUGCAGAUCUGUCUCGUCUGGAUCUGCGCUACAUCAACUUCAAGAUGGCGAACCUGAGGGGAGCCAACCUGACCCACGCCAACCUGAGCGGGGCCAACCUGGAGCGGGCCGACCUGAGCAUGGCUAGUCUGGACGGGGCGAACCUUCAGGGAGUCAAGAUGCUGUGCACCAACGCUGAGGGAGCUUCACUGAGGAGCUGCAACUUUGAGGAUCCAGCCGGAGUCAAAGCUAAUCUGGAGGGAGCCAACCUGAAGGGCGUGGACAUGGAGGGGAGUCAGAUGACGGGGAUCAACCUGAGGGUCGCCACGCUGAAAAACGCCAAACUGAAGAACUGCAACCUGAGAGGAGCCACGCUGGCCGGGACGGACCUGGAGAACUGCGACCUGUCGGGAUGUGACCUGCAGGAGGCGAACCUGCGCGGCUCCAACGUGAAGGGAGCCAUCUUCGAGGAGAUGCUGACGCCUCUGCACAUGUCGCAGAGCGUCCGCUGAAGUCCGCUUCACACACACACACACACACACUUGAUGAACCAGUAAAAACCAAACACCAACUCGUCUCCACGUGAAUUUAACAUCUUACACUUUUUUCUUUCAUGUGUAAAAGAUUAAUUUUUUUAGCUUUAUAUUUUUAAAUCAUCUUCAUCUUUGUGUCUUUUGUUGAACAUCAGAGACAAAACCUGUUUUUAUAAUUUGAGAUUUUGAAUGUCAUCAAAUUCCUGGAUCCAUCAGAACAUUCAAGAUUCUCUCGACUUUCCAGGUUUUGAACAGUUUGUUCUUGGUCCAGAUAUUUGGAAGCCUAGUGGACGAACCGGAUCAGAACCUGAACCUGUUCCAUGUUGGAGGGAAUGAGGAAACACGUGAGAACAAGAAUCAUAUCAUCAAAAAAUCUUACUAACCGAUGCUGAGUGAAGCUGCUCGUCUUCAAUAUAUUGUUAUAAAAUGAAACAUUGUGAUUUAAUAUCUGCAGUAAUGUUACAGUUUCAUUAAACUGCUGUUUUACUUUUAUUACAGAAACAUGUAUAUUAUAUUAAAUGUCUGAUCCUGCUGAUCUGAUGAAUGUCUGUCAAUCAUCUUCACUUCUGACGUGAACCUGGUGACCUGUGAAACCACCGACGUGCUGAACCUGAAACUGUUAUGUCAUUAGCAGAAUCAAUAAUAAAUAAAUAAAUGUGUUUUUCUUAAAACUUCA
Scophthalmus maximus (turbot) is the source of this 2048-nucleotide messenger RNA. It is a transcript of the gene kctd9b, whose product is annotated as potassium channel tetramerization domain containing 9b. The record is from RefSeq and is a predicted model, not a curated record. The coding region runs from base 131 to 1351 and encodes 406 amino acids. Gene Ontology annotation, biological process: protein homooligomerization. Gene Ontology annotation, molecular function: protein binding. The transcript has 12 exons. NCBI's taxonomy places the organism in Eukaryota, Metazoa, Chordata, Actinopteri, Pleuronectiformes, Scophthalmidae.